AUGCAUUUAAUUUGCACUUCUAUCGUUUUCCUGAUUUUGAUCAUUGCGAUAUCCACAGAAGACCAAUGUUGUGAAAAGCAAUACAAAAAACUGAAUAGAGAGCUGAGAAAACUCAGACGUAACACGAGUGAUGAGAUUUCCAGUUUAAGAACAAAAGUAACAGAGCUGGAGAAAAUAGUUUUAAAACCAGGUACUGGCCCGGACGUUGGUGGUAUGACUACGGCACCAACCACAAAACCAAACAUUGAUGUGCGAUUGCCUACUAACUUACACCCUCACCAUUACAAGGUAGAACUCUACCCCGAUAUGUACAAGCAAAACCCUGAAGAUUUUAAGUUCACCGGGAGUGUUGAAAUACUGUUAGAAUGCAAGGAGCCUACCGAUGAAGUUAUUUUCCAUGUGAAUGCACUAACAAUCGAUGAUGCGUCCAUUGAAUUUAGUGAAGCCAGUGGCGCGGCUGAUGCACCCAAAAAGCAAGGACAAUUUGAAGAAGAUGAAGAAAGGCAAUUUUUCAUUCAGAAGCUGGAUAAACCAAUGGUUAAAGGCAAGAACUAUACCAUUAAGAUGGCAUUUAGAGCUCCGUUAACAAAGGGUCUAGCUGGUCUUUAUUUAUCUUCCUACGAAGAGGGUGGUGUGACAAAGUACCUUGCUACCACCCAGUUUCAACCUUCUUAUACCAGAAGGACUUUUCCCUGUUUUGAUGAACCUGCAGUGAAAUCAACCUUCGAUAUCACACUUGUGAGGAAAGAACCAAUGGUCUCAUUGUCAAAUAUGGAGAUUAAACAGAUUGUGGAUAGACCUGGUGGUCUGAAGGCAGAUGUCUACCAAACAACAGUUAUAAUGCCAACUUACCUUUUGGCUUUUGUCGUGUGUGACUUUGACAAAUCUGAAGGUGUUACUGCAAAUGGUACCAAGUUUCGAGUUUGGUCUCGAAAAGAGGCAGUAAAUCAGACAACGUAUGCACUUGACAUAGGAGUAGCCAUACUGGAAUAUUUUGAGGACUUUUUUGAUGUGGAUUUCCCUUUACCAAAACAAGAUAUGAUAGCUGUUCCUGAUUUUGUUGCUGACGGGAUGGAAAAUUGGGGGUUGAUCAUAUACAGCGAGACGUCAUUGCUCUAUGAUGAUACUGGGUCAUCAGCCUCAAACAAGCAGGAGAUUGCAGGGGUCGUGUCUCAUGAACUGGCGCAUCAGUGGUUUGGUAACCUAGUGACGCCUGGAUGGUGGGAUGACCUUUGGCUAAAUGAAGGCUUUGCCAGCUAUGUAGAAUAUCUAGGGGUUGACUUUGUACAUCCUGAAUGGAAAAUGAUGGAGCAGUUUGUAGUCCAAAUUCUUGAAGAUGUGUUCAAAACUGAUGGUCUGGCUGCAUCACAUCCAGUUUAUGUGCCAAUAGGCCAUCCUGAUGAAAUAUAUGAAACAUUUGAUAAAAUAUCAUAUUAUAAGAGCUCUUCAAUCAUUAGAAUGGUGAACAACUUCUUGACCGAGGAUACAUUCAGAAAAGGACUUACGAAUUAUUUGAAAGAUAAUGCAUUUGGCAACACCCAUCACACUGACUUAUGGAAAUCUUUGACAGAUCAAGCUAUGUCAGAAGGUAAAAACAUCGAUGUCGGCGAUAUAAUGAACACUUGGGUGCGUCAGAUGGGCUACCCAGUUGUGACAGUAUCACGAAAUGGAACGUCAGCAGAGGCUACCCAGAAACAUUACCUUCUUGAUCCUUCACAAACACCAGAUCCGAAAUAUCCAAGUCCUUACAACUACCUCUGGAAAGUUCCGCUUAGUUACACUACAAAAUCUGAGAGUAAUUUCAUAAAUCCUCCAAUAAUAUGGAUGAAUGAAGAAACAAAGUCUCUUAAUGGGCUCCCGACUGAGACAAAUGACUGGGUUUUGGUGAACGUAAACCAAAUAGGCUACUACAGGGUAGAUUAUGAUACAGCAAAUUGGAACGCCCUCAUUGCCCAAUUAAAUGACAACCACCUGGCUAUACAAGUUAGGAAUCGUGCACAGCUUAUUGACGAUGCGUUCAGUCUUUCAAGGGCAGGCAUCUAUAAUGUCGAUAUCACCAGAGCGAUGCAGACAACAAAUUACCUUAUAAACGAGCGUGAAUAUGUACCAUGGUUUGCAGCGAUAGAAAACCUCCGCUAUAUAUAUCAGAUGCUUGGCAGCACGGGAAGCUUUGGGGAUUAUAGUAAAUAUAUCUUGAAACAAAUAUUACCGUUGUACGACUUUCUCGGCUGGAAUGACUCCUUGAAGAAUAACACUCACCUUGAACAAUUCACUAGAAGUCUAGUUAUAGCGCAAGUAUGUGACAUGGGACACCAAGCAUGUAAAGAUCAGGCGUCCGCGCUCUAUAAAGAAUGGAUGGACUCACCUGACGACAAUAAGAUAUCGCCCAACCUGAAGGGUACUGUUUACUGCAACGCUAUAGCGAAUGGAGGAAUAGAGGAGUGGGAUUUUGCCUUCGAAAGGUUUCAGAAUGAAAACCUAGCAGGUGAAAGAGUUCGGCUUCUUCAGGGCAUGGCUUGCUCGACCCAACCUUGGAUUCUCAGUCGGUAUUUAUCAUGGAGUUUUGACGAGACGUACAUUCGGGAACAAGAUGCCUUGGAAGUUCUAGUGUACAUCUCAUGGAACAGAAUCGGUCUUCCACUUGUCUGGAACUUCGUCAGGGCACGUUGGGACUACAUUUUUGAGAAGUAUGAGGAGUCGGUCUUCAUAUUCACAUAUAUUAUUAAUAUCAUCACUGAAACGUUCAACACAGACUUUCACCUCCAAGAGGUGAAAUGUUUCAUGGAUGCGAAAGCUGCCAUUAAUAAACUAGGAGCUACCCAGCGAGCAUUCGAACAAGCUUUGGAAAAAACAUCAAGCAACAUCAAAUGGAUGGAGAACAAUUACGAUAGACUAAAAACCUGGCUUCAAGAAAACAGUUAA
Owenia fusiformis is the source of this 2922-nucleotide messenger RNA. The record is from the annotation of a GenBank genome assembly. Lineage: Eukaryota; Metazoa; Annelida; Polychaeta; Sabellida; Oweniidae.